UCUCCGCAGACUCUCACUUCUGUCCAUCUCUCUAUGCUAAUUCCUCUGCAAAUGGGCCGCCUCUUUCUAUUUGCUCUCUUCAGUUACUUCCUCUUAUCCUCCGCGUUUGGCGAGAUCGACGUUGGCGAUGAUCCACUGAUCCGUCAAGUGGUUUCGGACGGCGAGGAUCCUCUCCUCCACGCCGAUCGUCAUUUCUCGACCUUCAAGGCCAAGUUCGGCAAGACUUAUGCCAGUCAGGAGGAGCACGACUACAGGUUCGGCGUGUUCAAGGCUAACCUGCGACGAGCCAAGCUCCACCAGAAGCUGGACCCCAGUGCCGUCCAUGGAGUCACCAAGUUCUCAGAUCUCACCCCGGCAGAGUUCCGCCGAAAUUUCCUCGGGUUGAAGCCUAUUCAGCUCCCGGCCGACGCUCACACGGCUCCGAUCCUUCCCACCAACGAUCUCCCCACCGAAUUUGACUGGCGUGAUCACGGGGCCGUCACGGGCGUCAAAGACCAGGGUGCGUGUGGAUCGUGCUGGUCGUUUAGUGCAACGGGAGCAUUGGAAGGAGCUCAUUAUUUGCAGACUGGGGAGCUAGUGAGCCUGAGUGAGCAACAGCUUGUGGAUUGUGACCAUGAGUGUGAUCCUGAAGAAUAUGGCGCAUGCGACUCAGGCUGUAGUGGUGGGUUGAUGACCACUGCCUUUGAGUACACCCUCAAGGUUGGUGGAUUAGAGAGAGAGAGGGACUAUCCUUACACUGGGAGUGAUCGCGGCACAUGCAAGUUUGACAAGAACAAAAUUGUUGCUUCUGUAUCUAACUUCAGCGUUGUUUCCAUUGAUGAAGAUCAGAUUGCUGCAAAUUUGGUGAAGAAUGGCCCGCUUGCAAUUGGCAUCAAUGCAGUUUUCAUGCAGACAUACGUUGGGAAAGUUUCAUGCCCGUACAUCUGCUCUAAGCAUUUGGAUCAUGGGGUGCUCCUGGUGGGGUACGGAUCUGCUGGUUACGCCCCUAUCCGGUUCAAGGAGAAGCCAUACUGGAUCAUAAAGAAUUCUUGGGGAGAAAACUGGGGAGAGAAUGGUUAUUACAAGAUCUGCAGGGGCCAUAAUUCAUGUGGAGUGGAUUCCAUGGUCUCAACUGUAGCUGCCAUACAUACCACCUCCCAUUAAAUAUCUUGGUGGUUCCGUGUUGGGCGGCAAGUGGAGAGUGGAGCUAGCCGUUGUGAAUAUUAAAAGUGAAUAAUAUUGUAUGAAGAACAUGGAGUUCCUAGAAUUUUAUCUGCUCUUGAUGCUCCCAUCAACUUGCCUAGGCAGAGAUGGUUAGCUUUCUCUUGGUGGUUCCCCUGUACUUUAUAUCAUAGGAUUAUCCAUUUUAAAACUCUUAUAUUUGCAAA
Messenger RNA from Juglans microcarpa x Juglans regia, 1367 nucleotides. RefSeq names its product cysteine protease RD19A-like. Bases 34 to 1143 code for a protein of 369 amino acids. Gene Ontology annotation, molecular function: cysteine-type endopeptidase activity. The transcript has 4 exons. The record is from RefSeq and is a predicted model, not a curated record. NCBI's taxonomy places the organism in Eukaryota, Viridiplantae, Streptophyta, Magnoliopsida, Fagales, Juglandaceae. Gene Ontology annotation, cellular component: lysosome.